Strigops habroptila (Kakapo) is the source of this 1575-nucleotide messenger RNA. RefSeq lists its product as uncharacterized. Gene Ontology annotation, biological process: adenylate cyclase-activating G protein-coupled receptor signaling pathway. Lineage: Eukaryota; Metazoa; Chordata; Aves; Psittaciformes; Psittacidae. The record is from RefSeq and is a predicted model, not a curated record. The transcript has 10 exons. Gene Ontology annotation, cellular component: plasma membrane. Gene Ontology annotation, molecular function: G protein-coupled receptor activity. The coding region runs from base 1 to 1008 and encodes 335 amino acids.
AUGCAGGAUGAUGCCCAGCAGCCAGGUCUCUGCAUAGAGCCAGUGCCAGCUCCCGGCCAGCCUGGGCUUCGUCCCCUUUGCCUCCUCGCCCUGGCAGAUCUCCUGGCGGCCGCCUCGGUGCUGGGCACAGCCACCAUCCAGGCGCUCCCAGCGCCGCUCUUCAUCCCAGCCUAUGCUGCCUGCCCCUAUGGAUGGAUGCUGGCCACGACCUUCUACGCAGUCUCAUUCCUGAUGGUGGUUGUCUACGCGUUCGAGUCCUACCGCACUGUGCACGGCUGGAGAGCCCGGCACGUGGCAGCUCUGCAGGAGGGAAGCGGGUGCCUGGAGCACGUGUGGCAGGAGCUGCCCUACGUCCUGGCCUGGCUGGUGCCAGUGCUGACGCUCCUGGGGCAGCUCAUUGCCCGCGGUACGUCCCUCACUGACAUCGCACCGAGACACCUCGAGCCCAUCAUGCCAUGGAGGGGCAACAGCUCCCAGGAGACCUACAGCCUCUACUGCUCCAGCUGCCUGCUCCUCAUCCACCAUGCCCAGGAUAUCUGCUAUGAGUAUGUCGGCAGGAAGGACGUGGGCCUGGAGGGGAAAAUCAUCUUCUUCUUGUACCUGCUGCUGGUGCUCAGCUGCUGCACGCUCCUGUACCACCGGGUGCAGCGCCGGUGCCGGAGGGACGUCGCAGCGCCGCUGCUGGCGCUGGAGAGGGACGGCUUUGCGGGCAGGAGCAUCCGCAGCGUCAGCAGAGUCUCCCACUACUUCCAGCUGGUUUUCCUGCUCUGCUGGGCUCCAGCCUUCCUCCUCACCCUCCUCUCCUUCACCAGCAUCAAACCUGCCUCAGUCUUUGCUCUCUACAUUGCUACAGCCCUGACCACGUCCCUGCAGGGCUUCCUGCACAGCCUGGUCUAUGGGUGGCUGAGGCAGAACUUCCGUCAGGAGGUGGUGGGCAAGAGCCUCUCCCUGCAGCACCCCCGGGGGCUCAGGGCGUUCUAUGAUGAGUCCCUGGGGGCUGUUCCCUAAAGCUCCACCUCAUCCCGGUGCCUCCGCGCUGCCCGAAGCCUCGGCAGCAUCUCCACAUCCACGCUGUGGCCGGGCAGGAGCUCCCUGGCCUUGCCCCUUGGUGCUGGGUGAGAAGCUGGUAGCACUGGGGUUGUGGGGGCUGCAGGGGCUCUGUCCCAAUGGGAAUCCCACCUUCCCAAUGGGAAGCCCCUCAUUGCUGGAAGCAGCCCCAUGUCCCAUCACCUGCACUGUGCAGACAGAACCAUGAGCAGUUGCUGCACAGGAGAUGAUGGACCACGGGAGAUGGGACAGGAGCUCUCAGGAUGAAGGAUGCUCCUGUCCUGCACCAUGAACAACGUGGCUGUUGGCAGCAGGAGGGCUCUGCGGGCUCAUGAGCAACCCAGUGCUGUGGAAGGAGGCACACAGACAAUAGGUGAUCCCUAGACCUUCCAUCAGCUGAGCAUCAGCUGUGACUAUCCCAGGGAGGCUGGUGGGUCUUCCUGUUUCAUUUGCUUUGGCUUUCUGCCAGAGAGGAAUCCAAAUUCCUCCACAGGGCUCGGGAGAAGGUGCUCACAAAUAAAGGUGUCA